Messenger RNA from Helobdella robusta, 489 nucleotides. RefSeq lists its product as hypothetical. Gene Ontology annotation, biological process: neuropeptide signaling pathway. NCBI's taxonomy places the organism in Eukaryota, Metazoa, Annelida, Clitellata, Rhynchobdellida, Glossiphoniidae. The coding region runs from base 1 to 489 and encodes 162 amino acids. The record is from RefSeq and is a predicted model, not a curated record. The transcript has 2 exons.
AUGAGGUGCACUCAUAGAAUAAAUGAGAUUUUACACGCUAUUGUGCGCAUAUUUAAACAUUCUGUCGAUGAAUUGAAAAGCAUCGUGGAUUUCAACGAAUUCGGUCCUUUGAGAAAUUUCCAAUCGCCCAAUCACUUCUCCGGAGUGCAGAGUAAAAGGCCAGCCAAGCAUUACGUGAGGUUCGGCAAAAGAUACGACAACGAGCAUCUGGAGAAUGUUGAGGACCAUGCUAAUUCUGAAAUUGCUCCAGAUUUUUUUGAUAAAAAUUAUUUGAGAUAUUUGCAAAAAACAUUGAGAAGCAAGAAAAAUUUUGUACGCUUUGGAAGAAAAGGCACUGUAGACGAUGAAUGGCAGCAGGAGCGUGACGGUAGUAGUAGCAGCAAAAAUGACGAGGGCGACGUUGAGGCCGGUGGUCUUCACCCUGCGCCAGAUAAAAAGGAAUUUGUUCGGUUUGGUAGGUUUUCAAAUGAUUUAAUAAGAUUUGGUUGA